Molecule: messenger RNA, 1335 nt
Organism: Oryzias melastigma (Indian medaka)
Lineage: Eukaryota; Metazoa; Chordata; Actinopteri; Beloniformes; Adrianichthyidae
Product: tropomyosin alpha-3 chain
Exons: 9
Coding region: 255-1004 (249 amino acids)
Biological process (GO): muscle contraction; actin filament organization
Cellular component (GO): actin filament
Molecular function (GO): actin filament binding
Source: RefSeq, a predicted model, not a curated record
CCUGCGGUGGAAAUUUAACCCGGAAGUGGGCGGUGUUCGGAACUGGGAGUUGGCUGAGCGAGAACUCGAGAUCGGACCGGGAGAGACCAGAACCGGACCUAUUGACGCGGAGCAGAAGUCUUCACGGUACCGAACCCGACGCUUCGCGACCCUCGUGCCGUACGGAAGCGGUUCCGUUAGCCGCUAGCAGCUAACCGAGUCGCAGGCCGGGAUCCAGCUCACGCGGUCGUUGGACGAACUCUCAGGGGAAGAAGAUGAGCGGAGGAAUGAACAGCAUUGAGGCGGUGAAAAAGAAGAUCAAAGUUCUGCAGGACCAGGCCGAGGAGGCUGAUGAGAGAGCAGAGAAGCUGCAGAGGGAGGUGGAGAAGGAGAAGAGGAGCAGAGAGGAGGCUGAAGCAGAGGCGAGUUCCCUGAAUCGGCGUCUGCAGCUGAGUGAGGAGAAUCUAGACCGAGUUCACGAGCGUCUGAGUGCUGCUCUGCUGAAACUGGACGAGGUGGAGAAGGCCGCAGAUGAGAGUGAGAGAGGCAUGAAGGUGAUCGAGAACAGAGCUCUGAAAGACGAGGAGAAGAUGGAGCUGCUGGAGGUCCAGCUGAGGGAGGCCAAGCAGAUCGCCGAGGAGGCGGACCGCAAAUACGAGGAGGUGGCUCGGAAGCUGGUGAUGGUGGAGGGAGAGCUGGAGCGGUCUGAAGACCGAGCGGAGCAGGCCGACAGUAAAGUUCGGAGGUUGGAGGAGCAGCUGAGGAGUUUCGACCAAUCGCUGAAGAGCCUGCAAGCAUCUGAGGACAAGUACUCCCUGAAGGAGGACCGCUAUGAGGAGGAGAUCAAGAACCUGUGCAGCAAGCUAAAGGAGGCCGAGACUCGAGCUGAACUCUCCGAGCGGACGGUUUCCAAACUGGAGAAAACCAUCGACGGGCUGGAAGAUGCUCUGACUGCCGCCAGGAACGCCAACAUGGAGCUGCAGGCCACGCUGAAGCAGACCAUGGAUGAGCUGGGCUCCUGCUGAAGCUCCCGCCUGCACCCGCCGUGAGGGGGCGGGGCCUCUCCUGUGAUGAUUCCUGCUGUCACAUUCCUUGUCUUUGUUUUACGGCUAACAGCUAAUCAAUGACUAAUUCAGUAUUUGUUCCUAAUCAAUUGCUAUGAUCAUUGAGUUGCAGCCAACUUCCUGUCAGCCAUAAACUUUCUGUUUUGGGGGCGUGGCCAAAGUGGUCGUUGAUUCUGCUGCCAAAUGAGGAUCUGGGGCCAAUCUCCAUCCGUUUGAGUUGUUUACACGUAGAGACCAUGACACCGCUCUUGUAACACGACAGGAUUUUAUAAAAUAAAAGCACCAAAGUAGA